GGGGGGUGGUGUCCAGGGCAGUCGCUCCUUGGCGCCGUCUUCACCUGUCUAGACAGCCGCUCGCUUCCUCCCAUCUUCCCAAAACAACUCGACAAACUCUUCCGUGAAUCCCAACAGCACACCGCCUUGUAUCCUUCCAAAACACAUCUCCACCCAGCCCAGUCUCCCACCAGCCCUCCCGCCCACCACACACCGUUACAAUGGCGAACGAGCGCGAGAGCAAGACUUUCCUCGCCAGGCUUUGCGAACAGGCUGAGCGCUACGAUGAGAUGGUCACGUACAUGAAGGAAGUCGCUAAGAUCGGCGGUGAGCUCACCGUUGACGAGCGCAACCUCCUGUCCGUCGCCUACAAGAACGUCGUCGGCACACGACGUGCCUCGUGGCGCAUCAUCUCCUCGAUUGAGCAGAAGGAGGAGUCCAAGGGCUCCGAGAAGCACGUUGGCACCAUCCGCGACUACCGCCAGAAGAUCGAGACCGAGCUCGAGCAGGUCUGCCAGGAUGUCCUGAACGUCCUCGACGAGUCCCUCAUUCCCAAGGCCGAGUCCGGUGAAUCCAAGGUUUUCUACCACAAGAUGAAGGGUGACUACCACCGCUACCUUGCCGAAUUUGCUUCCGGCGAGAAGCGCAAGGUCGCUGCGACUGCUGCACACGAGGCAUACAAGACGGCCACCGACGUUGCCCAGACCGAGCUUACCCCCACCCACCCCAUCCGUCUGGGUCUGGCGCUCAACUUCUCGGUCUUCUACUAUGAGAUCCUGAACUCGCCCGACCGUGCGUGCCACCUCGCCAAGCAGGCCUUUGACGACGCCAUUGCUGAGCUCGAUUCCCUGUCUGAGGAGUCCUACCGUGACAGCACCCUCAUCAUGCAGCUCCUCCGUGACAACCUCACCCUCUGGACAUCAUCGGAUGGCAACGAGGCCGAGGCCGCUGACUCUUCCGCCCCCAAGGAGGAGAAGGUCGCUGACGCUGAGGCCGCUGCACCUACCGAGCAGAAGAGCGAGGAGGCACCUGCUGCCGCCCCUGCCGCCGCUUAAGCAGUUCCUACCUCUUUCGACCUGGUUCAUCGCCAGUCACCGUCCCCUAUUCCCGGAUAGACGAAGGAGGCUGCCACGGCAGCGAGCGUCCU
Molecule: messenger RNA, 1126 nt
Organism: Boeremia exigua
Lineage: Eukaryota; Fungi; Ascomycota; Dothideomycetes; Pleosporales; Didymellaceae
Product: 14-3-3 family protein
Exons: 8
Coding region: 201-1034 (277 amino acids)
Biological process (GO): signal transduction
Cellular component (GO): cytoplasm
Source: RefSeq, a predicted model, not a curated record